This is a messenger RNA of Aspergillus alliaceus, 942 nucleotides long. RefSeq names its product nuclear transport factor 2 family protein. The record is from RefSeq and is a predicted model, not a curated record. The transcript is spliced from 2 exons. Lineage: Eukaryota; Fungi; Ascomycota; Eurotiomycetes; Eurotiales; Aspergillaceae. The coding region runs from base 108 to 581 and encodes 157 amino acids.
AUAUGCCCCGCGUCCUGGACUAACAAUGGAGAGUGAGAUAAUCCAGCGUUGUACAUACAAACUGUUGAGGAAGGAUCUAAUAGCUAGGGAGAUCGUGCGCUAUCAAAAUGGCUGACAUCAAACCACCAUUCACCGAGGAGUCGGCGAGAAAGAAAGUCAAAGCAGCACAGAACUUGUGGAACACCCAAGAUCCAGUGCGCGUCGCUCAAGCUUAUACGCCAAACUGUGUUUGGCGUAAUCGUACUUCGUUCUUCACUGGAACAGACAAUAUUAUCUCUUUCUUAACAGCGAAAUGGAAUCGUGAAGCCAAUUACAAGCUCCGAAAGGAGCUGUUUUCCUUCACCGAUGACCGCAUCGCAGUGCAGUUCUGGUACGAAUAUCAGGAUGCUGAAGAUGGAAUGCGCUGGAAGCGCUGCUAUGGACUCGAGGACUGGACCUUUGAUCGGGAAACCGGGAAGAUGCGAAAGAGAAUGAUGAGUGGCAACGAUCUAAUUCUGGGGCCUGACGGGAAUGGGGAAGGGAGAUGGUUUGUUGAUGGUGUUGACGUGGAAGAAGCUGUGAUUAGCGAGGAACAUUGGUGAUGGCCUACAUCUUAGCCAUAACACUACCAAUGCAUAAUUGAAUUUUAUCUGCUGCGCGACAAUGAAAUGCUGCAUACCCAUACAUGUGUCAUGCCGAGUGAACUCUGGCAUUAACCCUUUAUGUUCGCCCGCAUGUCACAAAGCACAUGUAUGUCUGAGUCUCAACUGUCUCAACCCGGUAUACCGACUUGACGCAAUUUCCUCUGUGGACACGAUAAUGUUAACCGCUUUUGCAAAUCUGUGGAAACUCACAGUAGAUGAUAAUCAUACCCAGAAUGUCUUAAUUCGCGGAAUGGGUUAGCCAAAUGCCCUCCCUUGAUUCAUAACCCUUCCCCCUCCUCAACUCUAAUGCUGGUAUUUU